AGGGCCACGGGCUCAAGAUCAAGGAUGUUCUUAACUCGGCUCGUCGCUCUUGCCCUGGCUUCGUAUGCCGCGCAGACCUUCCUGGCCGCGCCGGCGCUGCGCGCCGCCCCACGCGCAGGCAGAGCACAUGGCUCUUCCAGAGAAUCUUCAGGGGCAUUCGCUUUGGCUGUAGCCGUGGCCGGAGCUAGUUGCGGAGCGGCUGCAGCGGGGGCCCGGCGGAAGACGGCGCUGCGCGCUGUCACGGAGGUGGCCACUGUGAAGCUCGCAAAGAUCACUGGGGGCAAAGCCACACCAGCGCCGCCGGUGGGCCCUGCAAUCGGAGCCUUCGGCCUCAACAUCGCCAUGUUCGUGAAGGAGUACAACGCUCUGACUGCUGACAAGGUUGGAGAGACUUGCCCUUGCAUUGUCCAUGUCAUGAGUGACAAGAGCUUCAAGAUUGAGCUGAAGACUCCACUGACAGCAACACUUCUGCACAAGGCAGUGGGAGCGCAAAAGGGAUCCGGCAAAGCAGGCACGGACAUCAUCGGCACCAUCGGCAUCGACAAGUUGGAAGAGAUCGCCCGGACGAAGCUGCCGGACUUGAACUGCGAGGACAUCAGCCGUGCCAUGAAGAUUGUGCACGGAACGGCCGUGGCCUCCGGCAUCAAAGUGGAGGGCUACGAGGAGUGGCUGGAGACGGCGGUCCCAAAGCCGAAGACGAUCAUGGAGAGAUAUGGCCCAGGUGUGUCCAAGUUGCCUGCCCCAUGGGGCGAGGGCCCGCCUUUGGAAGAGGCGUGAGCCGUGGCGCUCACCAACGAAACGUUCCUGCGC
This is a messenger RNA of Effrenium voratum, 810 nucleotides long. The record is from the annotation of a GenBank genome assembly. NCBI's taxonomy places the organism in Eukaryota, Dinophyceae, Suessiales, Symbiodiniaceae.